CAGUCCAAAUAGCCAUUUAACAUAACAUAAUACGCUGCCAAAAAAUGCAAAACAAUGAAGAUAAAUAGAAGCCAAGACGAAAACAAGUCCAACGUAAAAUAAUUAAUUAACUCAUUUGGGCCUGUUCGUUGCUUUGCCGUGGGCCGUGGGCCGCAAUGGAGGACAACGGCAGCAUGUGUAAAAGUGUGAAGUUUGCAGCCGAAUCUGUUGUUCCCGAGACAUCGACGGCAGCCAAUGCAGCCAGCACAUCUGCCAGCAAUGGCAAGGGUGUGCAGUUCAAGUUGGCAGCCGUGGCCGAGCCCGAGGAGCUGCUCGGCUCGGUGACGACACAAAAUUGCCCGGGCACCCGAGCGAGCGCGCGCGUCAUACAGAAGAUGAAGUUGGAUCUGACGCGUCCGAUGACACCGCCGCCGGUGGAGCGUGAGCACAGCAAGAAGGAGGAGAAGGCCGCCCAGAAGACGCCAUCGCAGCUGCGGGCGGCCAGCAAAACGACCUGGACAAAUCUGGAACGCAACUGUUUCUUCGAUGCGCUCAACGAGUUUGGCAAAGAUUUCGAGGCGGUGGCCAAUUGCAUCAAUGCCAAGCUGAAGCGUCGCAACUCCAGCAGCGACUAUAGCUUCAAGACCAAGGACCAGGUGCGCCAGCAUUACUAUCAGACAUAUCACAAGAUUGGCAAAUAUGUGCGCUUCACCGAUGAGCUCAAGAAGCCCGCCCAGGAGCUCUACACGCUCAUCAACUAUGGCGAGAUGAGGCGCAAGCUGCAGUUCCUCACGGAGAAGCACUUCAUGAAGCUGAAGCAACUUAUCUACCAGGGCCACAUCACGGUGCGCAGCAAGGGCAAGAAUAUACGCAUCAAGACGCCCUCGUGUAAGGCGCUGCGACGCCUUAAUCAGCUGGACGACACAUUGGAGGACAUUCGCCUGCCCAGCAAGAUCGAAGUGCUGGUCAGUCCGGCGAACAUGGAGGCCUUUGGCCGUGUCCAGGCGCUCGCCCAGAAUCCACGCGGACGAGCCAUUGUGCCGCUGCACAAGAAGCUCAUCACGUUCAUCAAGACGUUUCAGUACAAAUGGCGCAGUCCGGACGCCCGCCUGGCGGAGCAGCAUCUCCAAUCGAGCAGCGCUACUGCCGCCACUACCAGCACCCCAGGCGUGCCCAUACACCGGCCGCUGCUCAGCAUUACGGCGUACUUGAGCAGCGUCAACAUCUGCCUGGGCGCCUACGAGGAGCGUCUGGGCGUCAAGGUGCGCAGCGAGACCCUGGACAGCACCGCAGCUGCUGCAGCGGCAAGCGCCAAGCGGGCACGCACCGAGAGCGGCUCGGAGAAGCGUUCGCCAGAGACGAAGAAGCUGAAGCCGCAGUCCAGUCCGGCGCACGACAAGUCCAUGGACGAACUGGCCGAGGCGAGCAAUCAGGUAAAGCUAGAGAGCAGCAGCGGCGACGAGCUGAGCGAGGAGAUCAACGAUUUGCUCACAUCCACAAGUGCUGGCGGUACAGCUGAGUCAGCCGAGAUAGCUGCUCCGCCGCCGCCCGCACCGCCAGCCCCAGCACCAGCUCCAGCUCCGGCUCCGGCUCCGUCACGAGCCAAACGCAGCGAUGGCCCCGGCGCUGGCGGCGGCAAGGGCGCCAGGGCAGCGGCUGCAGCGCGCAACUUCAAGCCGCUGCUCAGCGACGACGUGAUCAAGCGCAUACGCCGCGGCUGGACGAUAGCGAACUCGGCGGACAUCACCAUCGGGGAUCUGUACGUGGUGCUGGGCCAGGACUCCAAGCUGGAGCUCGAGUAUUACUGGUGUGAGCCGGAGGUGGGCACGUCGAGCAGCGCCACAGGCGUCAGCGCCUCGACGUCCACGUCCUCCUCGUCGUCAGCUUCGACAUCGCUGCCCUACAAUGCCAACGACUGUGAUAGCGUGGAGCGCGUCAAGGCCAUCAAUACGGCGUCGGUGAGCAACAAGCUGAAGCAUCUGCUGCUCGUCGCCAAUCUCAGCGAGCGUGUGCGCAAGCGCCAGUGCAGCUGCGGCCACAGCUGCGAUCGCAAGCGCGAUCUCAUCACGAAGGCACGCUGGAUGAGCAAUCUGGGCGGCUCUGGGCCCGGAGCGGCAGCAGGCGGUGCAGCUGCGGCAGCCAGCGCCAACCCUGGCGAUGGCAAUGAGGUUGUCUUUCGCACGCCCAUGCUGCCAGUGCGUCGGCCCAUGGUCAACAUCAUUGAUCCAGUGCGUCAGCUGAGCAAGCUGUCGCGCCAGAAGCUCUCACGGCAGGUGCUGGUGCAGCGUUGCCUCCUGCCGCCCUCCUCGGUGGAUCAGCCGUACGAUGUGCUCAGUCUGCGGAAUCUGCAGAACGGACUCUUCGAGCCCAUCGACCGCGUCAGCAGCAGCAGCAACGCAAACGACAACGAUGAGAUCAACGCUGUGAUAUCCAAGCUGAAUGCAAUCAGCAGCAGCAACGCCAGGCAGCAGCGGGCAGAGGCCGAGGAUCGCAACAGCAGCAGCAGCAGCAGCAACAGCAACAGUACCAGCGGCAGCGGCGAUGGCGACGCCAAUAAUAGCCAUAACAACAACAACUACUACAACAGCAUGGAAUGCAGCGGCUCGGGCGUCAGCGGCCUGGACAUGCCCAACUUGGACUUUUGCGCAGAGCCAACAGCACUGCCAGCCACAAGCACAACACUGCCCGAGGAUGUGCAGGACGAAAGCACCUCUCAAAGCUUCUUCAAUGGCAGCGUCAGUCCGAUGCAUUUGCUGCGCGACUCCACGUCCAAUGCACGCUGGCUGGAGGAGAAUAUCAAUGACUUUUCGCUGACCAGUUUGCUGGGGCAUCUGGAUGAUUUUGAUGCCACGCGCGAUAUACUGGAUCCUUCGUCUACGAUGUCGGUGAUCAGUGAGAGCAGCGUGGAUUAUCGUCACAAGUUUCAGGAGAUUUCGGCUUUGCUGCAGCAGCAGGAGAAGGAUUAACACACUGGAAAUUGGCCUCUAGAUCUUCUAGGGAUUAACACACACACACACACACACACACACUACGUUGGCGUUCUUGAAUUUGAUUUGUUUUCGUAUUACUAUCAAUUAGAGCAAAGAAUAUGCUAUUCCAAAACAGAAAAGGAAAUUAAUUCUAA
Messenger RNA from Drosophila arizonae, 3103 nucleotides. RefSeq names its product cramped chromatin regulator (gene crm). The record is from RefSeq and is a predicted model, not a curated record. Gene Ontology annotation, cellular component: nucleus. Gene Ontology annotation, biological process: pattern specification process. Gene Ontology annotation, molecular function: chromatin binding. Lineage: Eukaryota; Metazoa; Arthropoda; Insecta; Diptera; Drosophilidae.